AACAUCGGAAGCCGAAGCCGAGUCCGACAUGUUUCUAACUCCGGUAGUGCCCCCAGCCCGGGCUAACCCGGUGUUACACCAGCGCCUUACUGCCCUUCGCUCUGGGUCCACAGUCCACCGGUACUGACCACAGCAUGGAGCAGACGGACAAAAAGAUCCUGUGCAUCGGCCUGGUGUGUCUGGACAUCAUAAAUGUGGUGGAUAAAUAUCCGGAAGAGGACACGGACAAAAGGUGUUUGUCCCAGCGAUGGCAGAGAGGGGGAAACGCAUCAAACUCCUGCACCAUACUUGCCCAGCUGGGGGCGCCCUGUGCUUUCAUGGGCUCUGUAGCUCAUGGACCUGUAGCUGACUUCAUCAUGAAUGACUUUAAAAUGUACGAGACUGACAUCUCUCUCAUCGUGGAGCACGCCAAGUGCUCCGUUCCAACAUCUGUAGUUAUCAGCAGCGAAACCACGGGCAGUCGCACCAUCCUGCACACGAACAGCAACCUGCCGGAUGUGACGGCGGAGGAUUUCUCAAAGCUGGACCUGAGCCAGUAUCAGUGGAUUCACUGGGAGGGUCGUAAUGCAGCGGAGCAGGUGAAGAUGAUCGAAAAGGUGAGGGAGUAUAACAGAAAGCAGGAGAAGAGCAACCAGAUCACCAUCUCGGUGGAGAUAGAGAAAACCCGAGAGCCGCUCUACCAGCUUUUCCCUCACGGAGACCUGGUUUUUGUCAGUAAGGAUGUGGCUAUACACUUUGGGUUCCAGUCAGCCGCCAGCGCUCUGAAGGGUUUUUAUAGCCGAGUGAGGAAGGGGGCUGUGCUGAUCUGUGCCUGGGCAGAAAAGGGUGCGGACGCGAUGGGUCCAGAUGGAGUUGUGGUCCACUCUGAUGCUUUUCCCCCUGAGAAAGUUGUAGACACACUCGGCGCAGGGGACACAUUUAAUGCAUCGGUCAUCUACAGUCUAUCAAGGGGUGGGACUCUACAGGAAGCGCUCACAUUUGGUUGCCAGAUUGCCGGCAAAAAGUGCGGUAUCCAUGGAUACGAUGGGAUUCUGCCGUGAACGUGGUGCAAAAGAGAAGAACAGUGAAGCAGAGCAGAUCCUAAACCCAGGACCGGCUGAUUAAAUGAGGGAAACGUGGCUGUUAAGAGUGGCCGUUAAAAGUCCUCUUUCUGUGGAAGCCUAACAUUCCAGAUUCCUCUCUCAGCUGAUCAGCAGCUGUAGGUGAUUGAAUAACACUGAGUUUAUGUCUAGAUAAUUAAGGUGGAUUUUGUAAUUAACAACAUGUCUUUAUUCAAACGUGGCAAAGAAAUGAAAAGUGUGAAUUACAUGAGCGAAUAAACAAAAUGUAUUAGCCAUGUUGCUAAUCACUGCA
This is a messenger RNA of Pygocentrus nattereri (red-bellied piranha), 1353 nucleotides long. RefSeq names its product ketohexokinase (gene khk). Gene Ontology annotation, biological process: fructose metabolic process. The record is from RefSeq and is a predicted model, not a curated record. NCBI's taxonomy places the organism in Eukaryota, Metazoa, Chordata, Actinopteri, Characiformes, Serrasalmidae. Gene Ontology annotation, molecular function: ketohexokinase activity. Bases 135 to 1040 code for a protein of 301 amino acids. The transcript is spliced from 8 exons.